UUGUUUCUUAGUGUUUGGAAGAGACUGAUUAUGUAAGGAAGCAAUAGAUAUUUGCCGAUAGUUAUUAAGUAGUUGUUCGGAUAAUUUGAUUCCUAAAUUACUUGUUCACCAUGAGUAGAUCUGUCCAAACACGAUGAAAUCAUUAUCAGAGUUUGAAAAUGUACGUUGAAACACCUCUUUUGCGCAGUAUAUAACAUUGGAGAUCAUAACCUGUUUUGGACAAAUAUGUGUAUAAAGUAAAUUGGCAAUGUAAAUCUGAUGUAGGGGAGAUUAUUGAAAUCAUUGUGCUUAUUUUUAUUGUGUUCUUGUGUAAGAUGCAUGGGAUCUUGGUGCAUAUCUGCUUAGAAAUGAUAGUAUCUAAAUUUUUUACCUUUUUAUUGGGUGCGUACGUAUACUAAUAGACGUUAAACAUUUAAAUUAUAAAAUGACUCAAUAAUUUCUGCAUUUGCAUCAUUGUAUGGUUGGCUCUACAAGGUAAAAUACAGGGAUAAUGACAACAAUAUUCAGGUUAAAUUUCACAAACACCGUUUAUGGUUUUACUGUUUUGUCAAUCUGAUUCAUUCGCUAUAGUCUUGCUGCUUGCGAAAGCUGUUUUGUCAAUAAAUUCACUAUAUUCUUGUGAAAGCUGUUUUGUCAAUCUGAUUCAUUCACUAUAUUCUUGCGGAAGCUGUUUUGUAUGGCCUUCUGCUACGAUCAUUUGGAGCAAACACAACUGUUUUUGUCAAUCAAAUACCCAAUUAACAUUAGCUAUUUCAGAUGCCAAACAUGUGUUCUCUCAGAUUCAUACCUCAGUUAAAUCUGUUUGCAUGUAUUGAACCUUGAUUUACCUUUCGUUUGUCGGCUUUUUAGGCUGACCAGUAUGAUAGGUCAACUUUUUUCUGGUUUUGACUGUCAACAGUAGAUGAUGUUGUGGCUACGGCUUUUUAGGAUGACCAGUAUGAUAGGUCAACUUUUAUCUGGUUUUGACAGUCACAGUAGAUGAUGUUGUGGUUAGUUUGAAGAUUUGUCUGGAAGCUGUCGUGGCGUCGCCGCCAUUGAUUUAACUUUGUUUAGAAUAAAUUGUCGUCAUCGUUUGACCAGUGUUGACCUACUCGUUUCUCUCUCGUGUAUCAUGUUGACUAGCAUUAAUUAUAUAUCUUUACACAUUAAAUGAUUUGAAUCGCGGCGCGGGUUAAGCAUCGUCCAAUACAAAAAAAAAGAGAAUUAAAUUUAUCUUCGACCCUGUUUUCACCGCUGUAAUGUUUUUAUCGUUUUCACAUAAAUACCCCCAAAGCUUAUGUCCUCGUGCUCAAAUCCCUCUAAACCCUAGACCAUUGUAUCUGCUAUGGAAUCGCGUCCGCCGCGUAAUGCCGCUUUUGUCCCGAAAGUUCGGCAGGUUGGGUUCUUUGCCUCUUCUGAUCGUUGUCAUUUGGACAAAACUUCUUCUUCGUCUCUGUUAUCUCGCUCUCCUGUCAUGAUCUACCCUACCCGCCAUGUCCCCUGCUCUUUUGGUCCCAUUGAUUUUGAAUCUUUUGUUUUGAAUGAGGGUCCAUUACUCGGAGUUAAAACAAAAAAUGUUUCCUCGAAACCUUGUGUUGGAUUUGACUUUGAGACGAUGAAGCCUUCUGUAACAAUGAUCAACGAUAAGGUUGGGGAACAGUCCAUUGAAUCGCAAGACGGAAGUGGUGCCAACUCAAAGCAGCCAUUGAAAGAGAAGACAUCAAAGGCUGAAAGGCGUGCUCUUCAGGAAGCUCAACGAGCUGCGAAAGCUGCUGCAAAAGGAGCAAAUGGCGUAGUCAACAUGAAAACAGGAAAGGUCAACAAUGUUCAAAAGAAAGAUAAUGCAUCCGUUGCAGCAACUUCUGAGAAAAGGGUAGUUGAUCAUAAGGAUAAAGAUAGAAAGAAAGACGUCCCUCAUCCACGAAUGCAGUUUGAUGAUGCAACCCGUGUGGAGAAAGCUAAAAAGCGUGCAAUUGUAAAACAAACCGAGGUCAGAAAUAGAGUCGAGCUUUUUAGGCAUCUACCUCAAUACGAGCAUGGAACAAAGCUUCCUCAUCUUGAAUAUAAGUUUUUCCAUCUCAAUUCCAAUUCUGUUCACCCUGCAGUUUACAAGGUUGGAUUAAGAUAUUUGGCUGGUGAUAUAUCAGGCGGAAACGCUCGUUGUAUUGCAAUGCUUCAAGCAUUUCAAGAAUCCAUUAUGGAGUACUCAGCACCACCAGAGAAAGCUCUUAACAGGGAUCUAACCGCAAAAAUAAACAGCUACGUCUCAUUUUUGAUCGAAUGCCGCCCCCUUUCAAUCAGCAUGGGUAACGCAAUCAAGUUCGUUAAAACCCGCAUAGCCAACCUUCCAGUAACUCUAUCCGAGUCAGAAGCAAAAGCAAAUCUCUUGUCGGAAAUCAAUAAUUUCAUAAACGAAAAGAUAAUUCUAGCAGACAAGGUGAUAGUACGACACGCUGUGACAAAAGUCAGGGACGGUGACGUCCUUCUUACGUAUGGGUCGUCUUCUGCGGUUGAGAUGAUAUUUCUGCACGCGCACGAGCUCGGCAAACAUUUCCGUGUUGUCAUAGUAGAUUCACGUCCUAAACUCGAAGGUCGGUUAUUACUUCGAAGGCUUGUCGGAAGGGGUAUCAGCUGCACGUACGUCCAUAUAAACGCCACUUCAUAUAUCAUGCAUGAAGUUACUCGCGUCUUCCUUGGUGCUUCAUCUGUGUUGGCGAAUGGAACAGUUUACUCCAGAGUCGGGACCGCGUGUGUUGCUAUGGUUGCUAAUGCUUGUGGUGUUCCCGUUAUAGUAUGUUGUGAAGCCUAUAAGUUUCAUGAACGAGUUCAGCUUGAUUCGAUUUGCUGUAACGAACUUGGGGACCCGGAUGCCAUUUCGAAAGUUCGUGGGAGGGAUGAGGUUAACCAUUUGAAGGACAUUGCGGAUAACGAAAACCUGCAACUUCUUAAUUUAACGUAUGAUGUAACGCCUUCAGAUUAUGUUUCAAUGAUUAUAACAGAUUAUGGCAUGAUACCUCCGACAAGUGUGCCUGUGAUUGUACGAGAAUUCCGCAAAGAACAAAUAUGGAGCAGUUGAGAUUCGAGAUUUAGAGUUAUGAAGAUGUUUUUCAUGUUUUGGUUUUAGCUGUUGAGAGAAACCGACUCCGUGAAGAGCGCGAUAUUCUGCCUCUCCGAGCUUUUUGGUGUUUUUGAGUCUCUUGAACAGUUCCUUUCGACUCUUGGGGAUUUGAAACUUCUUUUGGAUUUAAGGUGUUGUACCUCAUUUUUGUUGUGGUUGGGAUUUUGGUGGAGUGUUAAGUGCAAACCCUUUCUGGUUUAUGUUAUGUUUACUUUGGAUCA
Messenger RNA from Helianthus annuus (common sunflower), 3318 nucleotides. Its product is annotated as translation initiation factor eIF-2B subunit delta. The transcript is spliced from 7 exons. Bases 1325 to 3055 code for a protein of 576 amino acids. The record is from RefSeq and is a predicted model, not a curated record. Lineage: Eukaryota; Viridiplantae; Streptophyta; Magnoliopsida; Asterales; Asteraceae.